GGAGCGCCUCUGGCACUGUGUUUGGGUUGGGGCUGCAGGCUUGCGGGGUCACACUUCUCGGUCCCACUGCCGAGGCUGGGCUGGGAACGGGAGCCGCGUCGCCUCGCUCGCACCUCCAAGGCCGUCUUCUGAGGCCUUGAGCCGAGCCCCAUCUGGCGCUCCUCCGCGCCCCCGCCCCAGUCCUAGCGCCCGAUAGCCGCCCCCAGCCCAGCCCAGCAGGUCCGGGCCCCAUUGUCCCUGUUCCGACCGCGGCCACAGGCCCCUUGAGCCUCUCCUCUCCCCACUUACCUUCCCAGGCAAGCCCCCCAACGCCUCUAGCAGCCGCUCUUCCCUUCUCUCGUCCGCGGAGGUGGUUGGUUACCAUGGUGAAGCUGGCGGCCAAAUGCAUCCUGGCAGGAGACCCAGCAGUGGGCAAGACCGCCCUGGCGCAGAUCUUCCGCAGUGACGGGGCCCAUUUCCAGAAGAACUACACCCUGACGACAGGGGUGGACUUGGUGGUGAAGACGGUGCCAGUUUCUGACACGGGGGACAGUGUGGAACUCUUCAUUUUUGACUCUGCCGGCAAGGAGAUGUUUUCUGAAAUGCUGGAUAAACUGGGGGCACCCUGGAGGCCCCAUAGCAAGGCUCACCUUCCCCUCCCACCUCCUGGGCCCAGCCUGGGGUUUGCUCUGGGACCUGCGCGUGCGGCCGCCCGGGGCUUCUCUGGCCCACCCAGCCAUCCUCACAGGAUCCAGCUCGCUGUUCCUUCCAAGUGGGAGAGUCCCAACGUCUUGUGUCUCGUCUAUGACGUGACCAACGAACAGUCCUUCACCAACUGUAGCAAGUGGCUGGAGAAGGCUCGGUCACAGAUUCCAGACACCUCCCUCCCAGGUGUGCUAGUGGGGAACAAGACAGACCUGGCCGGCAGACGAGCGGUGGAUUCAGCUCAGGCUCAGGCAUGGGCCCUGGGCCAAGGCCUGGAAUGUUUUGAAACAUCCGUGAAGGAGAUGGAAAACUACGAAGCCCCCUUCUACUGCCUGGCCAAGCAGUUUCACCACCUGUACCGGGAGAAGGUGGAGGUUUUCCAGGCGCUGCUGUGAGGACCUGGGGCGGGCAGUGCCCCGCGACGGCACAGCGCCACUGGGGAGCGGGCGGGGACUCGGGCUCCUCGGGGAGGAGAGAAGCUGGAACUGCCUCGACAGCUUCCAAUGUAUCCUGACAGCUUUAAAUAAAAUGAGAAGAUGUAGGA
Callorhinus ursinus (northern fur seal) is the source of this 1228-nucleotide messenger RNA. The record is from RefSeq and is a predicted model, not a curated record. Lineage: Eukaryota; Metazoa; Chordata; Mammalia; Carnivora; Otariidae.